AUGUUGUUAAGCGGACGAGUGAGUCAGCGCCGCUCUUGUUGCCAUCAUCCAUGUGUCCUCCUCCAUGUGUCCUCCUGCAUGUGUCCCUCCAUAUGUGUCCUCCUCCAUGUGUCCUCCUGCAUGUGUCCCUCCAUAUGUGUCCUCCUCCAUGUGUCACUCCUGCAUGUGUCCCUCCAUAUUUGUCCUCCAUGUGUCCUCCUGCAUGUGUCCCUCCAUAUGUGUCCUCCUCCAUGUGACCUGCGUGUGUCACUCCUGCAUGUGUCCCUCAUAUGUGUCCUCCUCCAUGUGUCCCUCCAUAUUUGUCCUCCGUGUGUCUUCCUUUAUGUGUCCCCCCUCUGUGUUCUCCUUUAUGUGUCCCUCCAUAUGUGUCCUCCUCCAUGUGUCCCUCCAUAUUUGUCCUCCAUGUGUCUUCCUUUAUGUGUCCCCCCUCUGUGUUCUCCUUUAUGUGUCCCUCCAUAUGUGUCCUCCUCCAUGUGUCCCUCAUAUGUGUCCUCCUCCAUGUGUCCUCCUGCAUGUGUCCCUCCAUAUUUGUCCUCCAUGUGUCCUCCCAUGUGUCCCUCCAUGUGUCCUCCUCCAUGUGACCUGCGUGUGUCACUCCUGCAUGUGUCCUCCAUAUGUGUCCUCCUCUGUCCCUCCAUAUUUGUCCUCCGUGUGUCUUCCUUUAUGUGUCCCCCCUCUGUGUUCUCCUUUUAUGUGUCCCUCCAUAUGUGUCCUCCUCCAUGUGUCCCUCCAUAUUUGUCCUCCAUGUGUCUUCCUUUAUGUGUCCCCCUCUGUGUUCUCCUUUAUGUGUCCCUCCAUAUGUGUCCUCCUCCAUGUCCUCCAUAUGUGUCCUCCUCAUGUGUCCUCCUGCAUGUGUCCUCCAUAUUGUCCUCCAUGUGUCUUCCUUUAUGUGUCCCCCCUCUGUGUUCUCCUUUAUGUGUCCCUCCAUAUGUGUCCUCCUCCAUGUGUCCCUCCAUAUUUGUCCUCCAUGUGUCCUCCUUUAUGUGUCCCCCCUCUGUGUUCUCCUGUAUGUGUCCCUCCAUAUGUGUCCUCCUCCAUGUGUCCUCCAUGUGUCACUCCUGCAUGUGUCCCUCCAUAUGUGUCCUCCAUGUGUCCCUCCUGCAUGUGUCCCUCCAUAUGUGUCCUCCUCCAUGA
Messenger RNA from Homarus americanus (American lobster), 1134 nucleotides. Its product is annotated as keratin-associated protein 16-1-like. Bases 1 to 1134 code for a protein of 377 amino acids. Lineage: Eukaryota; Metazoa; Arthropoda; Malacostraca; Decapoda; Nephropidae. The transcript has a single exon. The record is from RefSeq and is a predicted model, not a curated record.